CACACCACAACACGGCGGGCUUAUGACCGUGUAUAGCCGGGGUUGACGAUCCAGAGGUCAUGGUGAUAACAAUGAUAACUGCCGAUCUACAUACUACUUAUCAUCGAACCAGGACGAGUCUCUCCGUCUGGGUAGCAACGGAGGUUUGGAUAUCGAGAUUGAUACCCAAAUAAGCCGGAGCCCAACCAACUUUUUUUCCUGCAGAGAAGCGAAAGGGAAAAAAAAGGAGUAUCGGGAAUAACAAAAUCAAGGAAGCGAACGGAAGCGAGUCGCUAUUCAUCCCGUAUUGCAUCGUCCCCUUUGGAAACCACCAACCACAUCCAAUAAACCCCACACGCAGUCAUCACUUUUCCAUCACACCCCCAGAAAACGAAAAAGAAAAAAAAAAGAAAUCACAGCAAAGAGCCUGCCCAGUAAGCCAGCCCAGCCCCGAGGCGGACCAAUCCCAAAAAUGCCUGCAGCAGGCGACCACACCCACCAACCCUCGUACCUCAUCGUAGGGGCGGGCGUCUUUGGCGUGUCGACGGCGUACCACCUGAUCCGCGCGCACCCAGGGGCCAGCGUGACGCUGGUAGACCGGGAUGCGGCCGACGCCGAGUCUCGCGUCGCGGCGUCGUGGGACUGGAACAAGGUGGUCCGAGCCGACUACGACGACCUGGCAUACUGCCGGCUGGCGCUCGAAGCCCAGGACGUCUUCGAGUCGGACCCGUUGUGGAAGCCGUACUUCCACAAGACGGGCGUCUACUGGAUCUGCCGCAGCGACUACGCCAAGGAGGUCAUGGCGCACCACCGGGCGGCCGGUCGUGGCGACGACAUCGUGGCGGUGCCGAUCGACGAGGCCAAGAAGCUGUACGGCGGCCUGUUUGCGGACGCCGACUACAACGGCGCCAAGGAGGUGCUCGUCAACCGCGCCAGCGGCUGGGCCGCGGCGGGAGACUGCCUGCGGGCUGUGACGCGGCGGGCGGUGGAGCUGGGCGUCAAGUACGUGGUUGCCGAGACGGCGGUGCUGGAGCUGGACGGGCGUGGGGGCUGCAAGGGGGUCAGGACGACGGACGGGAGGACCAUCACGGCGGACCGCACCAUCCUGUGCACGGGCGCCUACACGCCUAAACUGUUGGAGCUGAGCGCGGCUGCAACGGGGGUGGAUGCGCUACGGUCCGGUGACAGGAUCCUGGCGGCGGGCAUCACGACCGGCAUGGCGGAGCUGGACGAGGAAGAGUACAAGACCUACGUUGAUAUGCCUGUAGGCUUUCAGGGAUAUGUGGGAUAUGGCAAACCAUUCAUCGGCACUCUCCCACCAACAAAAGACAGGGAGCUUAAAUGGUGGGGGUCAAAGAUUUUUACAAACAUGACAGAAGUGCUACCCGGGAGACACGUAUCUGCGCCUCCGCCGGCCAGCGACUAUGCACAAUGGAACGUGUCACGUAGGUUGAAAGCCGAUAUCGUCGAGCAAAAGGAUCUUUGGUAUGGCGAAAAAAGUAAAAAUUGGAAAAUGACCAAGCACAGGAUUUGCUGGGAUGCCUUCACCACGAGCUCCGACUUUAUCAUCUCGCCUCACCCGGCAGCCAAGGGUCUUUACGUGGCUACGUGCGGCUCGUUCCACGGCUUCAAGUUCUUCCCGGUGCUGGGCAAGUGCGUGAUGCAAAUGCUCAAUGGGGAAUUGACGCCUGAGUUGAAGCAGAGAUGGGCCUGGGAUCGGGAGCGGCCGGAUUACUUGAAAAACCCCGAGUAUCCAAAUUCGGACAUGCGGGAUUUGGUGGAUGUAGUAGCGAAGCUAUAGACUUAUUUUUUCGGGGGAGGAUUUUUUUUUUUUAUCUCUUCUUUGUUAUGAUUCUAUUGUUCACGAAGUAUGUCUUUUCUUUUUAUGGUUACGGCGAAAGCGGGGAUGAUUGAUGCAGCGCAAGGGCAGAAAUGAAAUAAAUGCAUGCUGAUAUGAUGGAUGGAGAAAAUGAAUUAAUGCAUCGUGGGCAAACCUGGUUAGGGGGCCCCCCGAUCGAGAUUUAGCGCACACAGUCCUCCGCCAAUUCGCAAUCAUCCUCCACUUUUCUUAUCUCGGAAGCCUUUGGCUGACAAGUAAGGCCAAGGUUGACCUGAAGAUAGUAGUUUCUAGUCCGAACGAAGCCUCGUUUUUUUCUCGUCCUUCUUUCUUCUCGUUUAC
Pyricularia grisea is the source of this 2158-nucleotide messenger RNA. RefSeq lists its product as uncharacterized. The record is from RefSeq and is a predicted model, not a curated record. NCBI's taxonomy places the organism in Eukaryota, Fungi, Ascomycota, Sordariomycetes, Magnaporthales, Pyriculariaceae. Bases 452 to 1780 code for a protein of 442 amino acids. Gene Ontology annotation, molecular function: sarcosine oxidase activity; saccharopine oxidase activity; flavin adenine dinucleotide binding. The transcript has 3 exons.